AUGGAGUCGAGCUCCACGGCAGCCGCCGGCCCGGCUGCGAUGGCUAGCAAGCCAAAGCCCAAGGACUUUAGCCACUACUACUCCGUCACCACGGCGCAUCGCACGCCCAGUGCUAUGAAGGCUUACUACAAGUUCUUCCAGAUCCCCGGCGUUGGAAACCUGGCCGGUGGCCUCCCGAACCUGCGAUUCUUCCCCUACGACACCCUCGAGGCACAAACCGCCAAGCCAGAGCGAUGGACGCCCUCGCCCAACAAGCCCAACGCCGCCGCCGCCGACCUCACCGAGUCCACCGCCUCGCUGAAGAUUAACGGCAGUUCCGGCGGAUCCGACCCGGCGGCGGCGUCGCACAUCACCGUCCCCAAGGCGCUGUCCCCCGACACGGACCCGCGCAAGAAGAUCGACCUCGCGACGGCGCUGCAGUACGGCCAGGCCCAGGGGUACCCGCCCCUGUACUCGUUCCUGCGGCAGUUCGCCCGCGAACACCUGCACCCCAACGUCCCCUACGAGGGCGGCGUCGACGUCGUCCUGACCGUCGGCUCCACGGACGGCAUGUCCAAGACGCUGGAGCUGUUCGUCGACCCCUGGAGCCCCGAGACGGGCGACGUCCGCGACAGGCCCGGCCUGCUGUGCGAGACCUUCGUCUACGGGAACGUGCUGAGCCAGUCGCAGCCCAAGGGCGUCCAGAUCGUGCCUGUCAAGGCCGACGAGGGCGGUAUGGUGGCCACGGGACCGGGGAGUCUGGAUGAUGUGCUCACAAACUGGGACUACGCCAAGGGCCGCAGGCCGCAUCUGCUGUACACCGUGACAAUGGGCCACAACCCCACCGGUAUCCUCCUCUCCCUCGAGCGCCGCAAGGAGCUCUACGCCAUCGCCUCCAAGUUCGACGUCCUCAUCAUCGAGGACGACCCCUACUGGUACCUCCAGUUCCCCUCCGCCGCCGUCGAGGAGGGCAAGUCCCGCAACAAGCCACCCGUCGCCGACGCCCUCUCCACCCCCUACAAGCCCGAGAAGUCCACAGGCUACCCCUUCCUCGACUCCCUCGUCCCCUCCUUCCUCGCAGUCGACACGGACGGCCGCGUCAUCCGCCUCGACACCUUCUCCAAGACGGUCGCGCCGGGCUGCCGGCUGGGCUUCGUGACCGCGCAGCCGGACCUGAUCGAGCGCUUCGUGCGCGUGACCGAGUCCUCGACGCAGCAGCCCUCGGGGUUCGUGCAGAGCAUGAUCGCGGAGCUCAUAAUCGGCACGCAGCCGCCCGAGGUCGAGCGCUCGUGGCUCUCCCUGCGCAAGCCCUCCGAGCGCGCCACCUUCAGCGGCUGGAACACGGACGGCUGGGUGCGGUGGAUCGAGGGCCUGCGGGGCGAGUACGAGCGCCGCAUGAACCGCAUGUGCCGGAUCCUGGACGAGGGCUCCGCGUACGUGAAACAGGGCACGCCGCGGUCCGCUGCCGACGCGGACGUCUGCGUCCUCACCAAGACGCAGCUGUACGACUUUGCCUGGCCGCGCGGCGGCAUGUUCGUCUGGAUCCGCGUCUACUUCGAGCAGCACCCGCUGUUCGGGGCCGCCAGCUCCGACGGCAAGGACAUCGUCGACGGCACCGCGCUGGCCACGGGCCUGCUCAUCCACCUGACCAAGAAGCCGUACAAGGUCAUCGUCAGCCCAGGCAUGAUGUUCUCGGCCACCGAGGAGAUCCGAAGGAAUGUCGGCUGGCAGCACUUCCGGCUGUGCUUCGCCGCCGAGACGGAGGAGAACGUCGACCUGUGCUCGGAGCGGUUCGUCAAGGGCGUGAGGAAGUACUGGCAAAUCAAGAAGGUCAAGGAGCUGGAGGAUCUCAUCAAGGAGUCGCCCGUGGCCGCACACGAUGCCGAUGGCGAGGACGAGGAGGAAUUUGGGAAUUUGGGGCCAUACCUUGGGUGUUAG
Molecule: messenger RNA, 1917 nt
Organism: Diaporthe citri
Lineage: Eukaryota; Fungi; Ascomycota; Sordariomycetes; Diaporthales; Diaporthaceae
Exons: 3
Coding region: 1-1917 (638 amino acids)
Biological process (GO): biosynthetic process
Molecular function (GO): transaminase activity; pyridoxal phosphate binding
Source: RefSeq, a predicted model, not a curated record